Messenger RNA from Monomorium pharaonis (pharaoh ant), 1368 nucleotides. RefSeq lists its product as uncharacterized. The transcript is spliced from 3 exons. The coding region runs from base 1 to 1368 and encodes 455 amino acids. Lineage: Eukaryota; Metazoa; Arthropoda; Insecta; Hymenoptera; Formicidae. The record is from RefSeq and is a predicted model, not a curated record.
AUGAAAACCGAAAUAAAGUGUCCGUAUCGAAUUGAUUUCACCUCGCCGAAUAAUAUCGGAUCUCUGUUGGGUUUUUCGGCGGGACGCGUACUGGAACCGAAUAAAUGGCACGUGUCCGACGAACCGACGAAUAUUAUGAGCGUCAACGUUAUACGCGUGGAAUGUAACGUCACCGCGGGAGCAUAUAGCAACGACAGGCCGGUUCAUACGAUACACGAGUUCACCCCGAACGUCCCACCGGGAUAUAAAAUAUCGGAAACGCCUACGCAUAUCAUUUACCUUCCGGUUGUCGCGCGGAGCGUUACGAAUAUUACGCUGCGAAUGGUGGAUCAAGACGGUCGUCCCGUUGAUUUUCGAGGCGAGGAGAUAACGAUCAGCGACGAGAUACGUAUACCUAUUCAACAACAGGACCUGUACACUCUGCCGUGCGAGAGCUUUCUCUACGUCGAGGGGAUAUUUACGGACGAUAAGCGUAAGUCGAGACUGACGAGCAAUUGUGUCGCUUUUAUGUUCGACGAAAUUCGUUACGAGUUAAACGGUGUGGAGAUCGACAGAAACGUGGGGAACGACCAGCACGAUCAAGAAUUACUUCCUUUAAAGAUACUCCUGGGUUUUUGCGAGGAUUAUCAACGCAUAGUGAUAAACGCGCGACACGAACUUAUCUUAAUACGCGCGCGCAACGACAACAAUUGCAUCGUGGCGGAAGAUACUUCCAUCGAGCCUAAAGUCGUUCUGUCUAAGGUUCAAUGGCGAAUGCCUCACGUGAUGUUGAACGACGUUAACAAAUUAUCGCUAUUACGAACGCUGGAGAGCGGUCGAUUCCUAAGCGUUGGAUUUCGUUCGUGGGACCUGUAUGAAUUUCCUCUAUUGCAGAGCACUACUAAACACUCGUGGGCCGUCAAGACAGCGGCGCAAGUGGAAAAACCGCGAUACGUUAUCUUCGCUUUGCAGACCGAGAGAAGAAACAUUCUUCCGAAAGACGUAUCUGUAUUCGAUCAUUGCAAUUUUACUAACGUAAAACUCUACCUGAAUUCGGAUUUUUAUCCCUACGAUGACAUGAAUUUAGAUAUGAAGCAAUACAAAAUUGCGGUACUGUACGACAUGUUUGCGAAAUUUCAAAAGGUAUACUACGGACGCGACGUCGACGAGGCCUAUCUAAAUGUAGUAGAUUUUAUGAAUUACGGUCCAUUCGUGGUGAUCGAUUGCUCUCGUCAAAACGAGGCGAUAAAGAGCGCCACGGUAGACGUUCGUAUAGAAUUCGAAUGCAAGGAAAACGUUCCGGCUAACACAACGGCGUACUGUCUGAUUAUUCACGAUCGCAUCAUCGAGUACAGCCUCCUGACUAAUAUUCUGCGGAAAAUUGUGUAA